ACUUUUCAUUCCCUUUUUAAAAAAUUGGCCAAAUUUCGCACACAGGGAAAAAAAACCCCAAACCCCACCCAAUAACCUAGGCUUAGUCGUCCUCCUUCUCGCACCCCCAAUCAUUGUUGUUCGAAGGUUCAGGCGAAGGGAAUAAGCAGCGAUGUUGAAGUUCCUAUCUAAAGUGAAGAUCGAAUUCAAUGCUCUCGAUCCACGUUUAGCGUGUUGUAUGGAAUUCUUGGCGCAGUGUAAUGCUACCAAGUCGAAGGAAUCCAACCCCGCUUGCCAGUUGAUCGUCAAGCGCCGAACAGACGACCACCCUCCCCAGAUCGCCGUCACCUUCGUCAAUGGAGUCGAAGAGGUUUUUGACGCUACCUCUAUUUCUGCUCAAACAAUCAGGAAUAUGAUUCUUGAAAAGGGUCAGCUCCUUGAGACCGAGCAAAUGUUCCGAGAAGCUGGGGAAGCUUGGCCCGUUAUCAUUCCCGAGGAGGAGCUCAAACAACCCCUUACCAGUAUCAAGCCUAGAAAAGCGGAAGACAAUUGAGGUUUAGGGAUUGGAAAGAGGCGUGGCAUCUAGUUUCAUAACCUUAGGCUGUCAACAACAGAAUCAGUUUCCAUGGAUUAGCAAGAGCGCUGAUCCUCAGAUGUUUUCUGUUUUAAAUUUCAUAGGGAUGCCUCCAAGUCUUGUCUUCUUAGAAUUCCGCGUUGGGCUCUAAAUAUGAUAUGUGGAUGCUGUUGGUUUUCAUAAGCAAUUUAUCUGUGGGAACUCGUUACCAAUACAUGCUUUAUAAGAAAUUUCAAAUUGGAACUGCUA
Molecule: messenger RNA, 802 nt
Organism: Cucumis melo (muskmelon)
Lineage: Eukaryota; Viridiplantae; Streptophyta; Magnoliopsida; Cucurbitales; Cucurbitaceae
Exons: 2
Coding region: 152-532 (126 amino acids)
Cellular component (GO): mitochondrial large ribosomal subunit
Source: RefSeq, a predicted model, not a curated record